GAAUAAUUUAAUUCCUAUGAUGGAUUCUCAGAAAUGGCUCCACUUGAAGCUAUUAUUUGGCAUGAUGGUCAACUUAGAAUCAUAGAUCAGCUGUUAUUACCAUUCAAGACUGUAUACAUUGACAUCAAAUCUGUUCAAGAAGGAUGGGAUGCCAUCCAAAAGAUGCAGGUAAGAGGAGCACCUGCCAUAGCCAUUGUUGGAUGUUUGAGCAUUGCUGCUGAACUUGCAAAAGAAUCGAGCAUCUUCAAUGACUGCACGAGUCUCCACACAUUUGUGUGUGACAGCCUUGCUCAUCUCAUCACUGCUCGGCCAACAGCUGUUAACAUGAAGGCAGAGGCGCUCAGACUUACUGAGUACUCUUGCUCUUUGUUGACAACCUCUCAGUCUGUUACUGAAAUGAUGAAUAGUAUAUUGGCGUGGUGUGAGAAUCUCCUAAAAAUGGAUUUGGCAACAAACAAGACCUUGGGUGACUGGGGCAUGCAAAAGAUCUUGCAACUGAGCAAGAAAGAUGGUGAGGAUGGCUUCUCACUCAUCACCAUCUGUAACACGGGGUCGCUAGCCACAGCUGGCUAUGGCACUGCACUUGGUGUUGUUCGUAGCCUUCAUGCCAUCAAGAAACUCAAAGGAUUAUACAUGCUGGAGACGCGGCCGUAUAUGCAAGGGUCUCGCCUCUCUGCUUAUGAGGCCGUUGUUGAGGGCUGGCCCAAUGCAACCCUAAUAUGCGAUGGUGCUGUGGGAGCGCUUCUGUCCUCGUCUCAAGUGGACGCGGCGGUCGUCGGCGCGGACUGCGUGGCGGCAAACGGAGACACCGCCAACAAGAUCGGCACUUACCAGCUGGCUGUGUUGUGCGCUGCUCAUCACGUGAAGUUCUUCGUGUGUGCACCAACGUCUUCCAUCAACCUGAAGCUGUCGUCUGGUGCUGGCAUCCCCAUAGAGCACAGACCUGCGCUAGAGAUGACUUCUGUUGCAGGAGUGCCCGUCGCCGCCCCUGGAAUUGCGUGCUGGAACCCCGCGUUUGACGUCACCCCAGCACGCCUCAUCACAGGGAUCAUCACCGAGUACGGCGUCUUCACCCCUGAGAAGCUCGAAGAAGAGAUUAGUUCCAGGAUUUGAAUUUUGAUCUUGGGAGACUGGUUUCACUAGUUGAUUUGAGGAUUUAACAAGCUCAUCUUCCGAAUAUGGCAGAUUUCAAUGUGGCUGCUGUCGGAGAAAGUAUCAGGGAAGAUUUAUUCCACUUAAUUCGUCGUGCCUUUUUUGUGUUUAAUCAUCACUAUAUCAUAUUUACUUUAGGGUGUUGGUCAGUUUUUUUUUUUUUUUUUUUAGCUUCACACUUUCAUUUUAUUAAUGUGCGUUCACGAAAUACCUGCCGUUACGCGAUAAUACUUGAAGAUAAGUCAUCAAAUUUAAUAAACAAUUGAUAGUUACAAGAAUUGAAAUGAAAUGUUUGUCAUUACGUUGAGGCUAAUUUGAAUUGUAAGCACUUCAAAAAUAAGAAUUGUUCCAAAAAAACUUUCAACUUGAAAUAAUUUUUUAGAAAUACAUAUUGAGGUUGCA
Molecule: messenger RNA, 1554 nt
Organism: Hyalella azteca
Lineage: Eukaryota; Metazoa; Arthropoda; Malacostraca; Amphipoda; Hyalellidae
Product: methylthioribose-1-phosphate isomerase
Exons: 8
Coding region: 34-1113 (359 amino acids)
Molecular function (GO): S-methyl-5-thioribose-1-phosphate isomerase activity
Source: RefSeq, a predicted model, not a curated record